This is a messenger RNA of Penicillium alfredii, 1017 nucleotides long. Its product is annotated as cinnamoyl-CoA reductase. Bases 1 to 1017 code for a protein of 338 amino acids. Lineage: Eukaryota; Fungi; Ascomycota; Eurotiomycetes; Eurotiales; Aspergillaceae. The record is from RefSeq and is a predicted model, not a curated record. The transcript has a single exon. Gene Ontology annotation, molecular function: oxidoreductase activity, acting on the CH-OH group of donors, NAD or NADP as acceptor.
AUGGCUCCUCUUGUUCUUCUCACUGGCGCCAAUGGGUUAGUCGGCUUCAGGGUUCUUCUAGAACUCCUUAAGGGUAAUUACAACGUCAGAAUCACCGUGCGCUCCGAAGAAAAAGCCCGGGCAGUUCUGUCCAACCAAGUCAUUCAAAAACUUCAACCCGGUGGUCGACUGCACUACACUAUCGUUCCAGAUAGCGUCGUAAGCGAUGCCUUUGAUACUGUCUUGCAAGAUGUCACAUAUGUCAUUCACGCCGGAUCACCUGUUCCCGUCCCAGGUUUCGACCCUAUCGAGCAAGUAUGGAAGCCUAUCCUGGUGGGUACAGAGAACCUCCUGUCAUCGGCCCUCAAGAUACCCUCAAUCAAGCGAGUGCUUGUGACUUCAUCAAUUGUCGCCAACAUGGCUCCUAUGCCCGAUCCUUCUGUUACAGCUACCGCGAAAUCUCGGUUGCAGCUACCAGGGGUUCCCGAGACCUUCGGCAAUGUAUUCGAGGCCUAUAUCCUAGCCAAGAUCACCGAGGCCAACAAUAUCGAUUUGUUUGUGGCGCAGAAGAAACCACACUUUUCGAUUGCAACAAUCUCACCAGGUUAUGUCUUUGGGCGCGAUGAGUUGGUGCCAGAUGCUGAAACUGCGAUUCAAAAGCCAAGUUCAUCAGGAAUUCUCCUGCGCAGCUUGACUGGAACUGAUAACCCAGCUCCUAUUCACGGAGGGUAUAUCCACAUCGAUGAUCUCGCUCAGGUGUAUGUGAAAGCACUGGAGCUACAACCCGAGACCGACUGUCCUAGCAGCUUUGGGGCCUGCGGCCUUGUCAACUUUGAUGAUGCCUGGGGCUUGGCAGAGAAGAACUUCCCCAAGGAAGUUUCCGAGGGUCUGCUUAAACGAGGCGCUCAGCCUACACUUCCCAUCUCAUACGACUCAAGCGAGACAGAGAAAGUCCUCGGCAUCAAAUUCCGCCCCUUUGAGGAUGCUCUUAAGGAUGUUGUGCAGUUUUACUUGGAUCGACUGCGCCAAGAGCAGUAA